This is a messenger RNA of Cucurbita moschata (crookneck pumpkin), 688 nucleotides long. RefSeq names its product lectin-like. NCBI's taxonomy places the organism in Eukaryota, Viridiplantae, Streptophyta, Magnoliopsida, Cucurbitales, Cucurbitaceae. The transcript is spliced from 3 exons. The record is from RefSeq and is a predicted model, not a curated record. Bases 20 to 673 code for a protein of 217 amino acids.
UAAAAAAGAAAGCACUAUAAUGGACAAAGAGAAGGAAACGAGAGAGAAAUUAGGAGGAGAAGUGAAGCUUGGUCAUUGCUUGGAUGUUAUUUUGAAGAAUGCUGACGUAGCACUGCACUAUCCCUCCUUCGUUAAGCUUUAUGAACAACUUAUUGCUGGAAUCCUCUUGAACAAGGGAGCUAUAAAGUACAUCUUUGAUAAGAAGUCAAACAGCAAUUGGUACUUUAUAUUUGCAAGAGCUCUCUCAAUCGCUUGGAUUGAAGAUAAAAGAUACUGGGAAUGGGGAUCAUGUGGUGGUAAUGAAAUUGCUAAGCUUAUUGAAGUAUCUUGGCUGGACAUUCGUGGAAAGAUCAAGGAGUCUAUGCUCUCACCAAAUAUUGUGUAUGAAGUAGCACUUCAGGUACAGCUAAAUGAUAGAUCCUUCGGGUGGAAUGCUCCAAUGAACAUCGAAUUGAAGAAGCCAGAUGGGAGCAAGAUAGAGCGCCAGGAAUGCCUGUUGGGGAAGCAACCAAACCAGUGGCUUGAGAUUGCUAUUGAGUUCAAGGUAGAUAACCAUGGUUGUGGAAGUAGUGGCGAGAUCGAGUUUGCCUUUUAUGAACAUGGAGGGCAUUGGAAGAGAGGGAUGCUUGUGAAAGGUGUUCGGAUUGGAGCGAAGGGAUGUGGUUGCGCAUGAUCAAAAUAGUCUUGG